AUGUCUAUCGAUCGUGGACGUCCGGGAACUGAUCGUAGGAAGGUAGUUUCCUUUUCUGAAAUUUUUCAAGAGUUAAAAAAAAACGUUAAUUUUCAGCGUCUUCACGAGCUCGUGGAUCUUCGUGAAGAGUUGAAGGAUUUGCAGGCCAAUUUGGUAAAUUUGGUCUUUUCUUGAGCAGACUUCUGACAUCUAUGUCAAAAAUAACACAUAAAGGCCAUUUUCUAGCUAAAGAACGUUACGUUCUCGUUGGUCUCUGAACUUUUCGUCGUGCGACAUUGGUCCGCGUUCUGCUUCCUUCUCUUCAAUCGCUUCAUCUGUAGCUGCUCGGUGAGGUGUCUGAAACGUUUCUCGGAGAGUAAACAUAAAGUUUCAACGACAACUGACCGCAAUUAGACUUCAUUCUUUCGGUUUUUGAGUGUUUUUGCCGAUCCGUGCAGCGAUGAGCCGAGAAGCCGGCGUUUUCUGCGUUUUCAAGAUGAAAAGGAGGUGAAUAAGCGAAUUGACAUAGAACAAUUAAGGUUAUCACGAGAAAAUACGAAAAUUCGACCAAGAACUCUGAAACAAAGGCUGAAAACUCGUGAAAAUCGCGGGGUUUUGCUUAAUAUCCUGCAAAAUUCAACAAACGCCACUUUCUGCUAAACAAGGCGCAGUACGAUGCUUCAAAAACCGGCGAGCCUCCAUAAACUCUAAUUUUAAGCAAAACCCGCGAUUUUCAAGGUUUUUCAGCUUUUUUUUUCAGUGUUCUAAUCCGAAUUCUCGUAUUUCCUCGUAAUAACCUUGAUUUUUCUAUGUCUAUUUGUUUAUUCUCCCCUUUUUCAGCUUGAAAACGCAGAAAAGGCCGGCCGCUCGGCCCAUCGCUGCACGGAUCAGCAUGAACACUCGAAAACCGAAGGAACAGAGUCUAAUUGCGGUCAGUUGUCGUUGAAACUUUAUGUUUACUCUCCGAGAAACGUUUCAGACACCUCAUCAAGCAGCAACAAAUGUAACGAUUGAAAAGAAGGAAGCAGAACACGACGAACGAAAUGCAUUGCAAUUUUUAUUGACGACUUGGUUUUUGGCGCUUAUUUUCGCAAAAAACCUGAACUCGACUGUUAAAAUUUGAAUUGCGCGCUUGCGUCGAAUUUCUAGUUGUUGAUAGCGUGGUAUCUUAUACAUAUAUAUAUAUCGUAUAUAUGAACUCUCAAAAAAAAUGCAAAAAUUUCCAGGCUCACGAGGAGCUCCGCUUCGCCGACGCCGUCCAAAAACGAUCGACAGUUUUGAACCGAAACGAGCAGGAAUCGGAGGAUGAGGAUCACUUUUUGGAGAGUUUGAGGCUAUCCGAAGAGAGCAUUGUUCGUUUCAUUUCUUUUUUUCUUUUAGAAUUGCCUUACAAUCAUCAUUGAAACAGAAGUUUCGCCGCAAAGUUUAAGCAGAGUUUAUAUAAAGUUUGCCUGAAAGUUUGCGUAAACUCUGCUCAAGAUUUGUUCGUUUAAAAGUUGCUCAAACUCAGUUUGAAGUCGGGCAAACUUUAAGCAACGUUGAAGCACAAUUUGAAUUUUGUUUUUCAGCACCACCACCGUCAGAGAAUUCUCGACAUCCAAGGACAAAUAAUCGACAAAAAAGAGAGCAUUUCGAGUCUGGAGAUUUUGGUGAAAAUGGACGAGAGCCGCUGA
Molecule: messenger RNA, 1652 nt
Organism: Caenorhabditis sp. 36 PRJEB53466
Lineage: Eukaryota; Metazoa; Nematoda; Chromadorea; Rhabditida; Rhabditidae
Source: the annotation of a GenBank genome assembly